UAGGAAAAACCACAACUCCCAGACUCCUCUGCGGCUCCCAGACUCCCCUGUAAUACCUGAAGUCACGUGAGCGUCUGCAGCCCCUCUGUGAUGCUUUGUGGGGAACAACGCGGAGAUGUUUGGGCGGACGCGACAGUAGCUAGAAACAAAUGAACAAGUGCACUGGAGCAGCCGAGACGAGGCCAGCCAUGCAGAGUCCCACCGGGUCCCAACAGCAGUGCGAACCCGGAGACCGAAGCUCCGCCAGCACCGGGAGGACCAGAUGCCCAGCAAGAGGACAGCGAAUCCGCUGCUCCCUGCUCGGGUCGAAACCGUCGCGAAGCCACCGGAGAAAAGCGCCGGGGUGCAAACGGAAGACGCGCAGAGGACGCCAGUCACGCGCGUAGCGGAGAACGAGCCCGCUGCUGAGACGCCGGCAGACUCCUCCGGGAACGCGGACCGCGCUUUGGAGCCGAAUGUCUCUGCGGAACCGACGCCGGAGACCAAAGCGAAUCCAGCCGGCAAAAUGCAAAAGGAAAAGAAAGCGGAUAAAGGCGCACGUGAAGGCAGGAAAUACGUUCUUUCCAAGAAGGCCAUGAUAGACCCUCUAAAGAUGGACAUGUCCAAACAAAUACUACUUCCUCUCACAUCAUCUAAAAUCUCCCUGCAGUGCUUCGAGUGCCACAUCAUCUUCAGCGAUUACAAGAGCAAGGUGCGUCACCUGAAGUUGAACCACCCAGCAGAAUAUGAAGAGUGCAUACUGAGCAACGCCCUCUUCGCCUGUUACAUAUGUGAUCGCCAAUUCACCAACUCUACGGAGCUCAUGGUCCACCAGAAAGCCCACACGGAGGAGACACCCUUCAAGUGUCCAGUCUGUGGCCAAUCUUUCCGCAAGUCAUCAGAGCUCACCUUUCAUAGAAAAAAACACUUUGACGGGGAAGGCUAUGCUUGUGCCGACUGUGGCAAACCGUGCAAAACAAUGACACUGCUGAAGUAUCACCGUCGCACACACACGGGAGAGAGGCCGCAUGUUUGCAAAGAGUGUGGAAAUAGGUACAUCACGACCAAAGCUUUGCAGAAACAUUUGGUCGUACACCUGCCAAAGGGAGCUGAAGGAGAGCGGGUAGACGGCACUGCAAAAACCAAGCCGAAGAAAGCCGAAGGUGCUACUCCAAAAAAGUAUCCUUGUUGUGUAUGCAAGGCCACUUUCAAGACUAUCAGGACAAGGCUAUAUCACAUGAAAACUAAGCACAAUAUGCAGCCUGCUGCAGCCAGAAAGGCCCUCUCAGCUGGGCUGCAAGUGGAACAAGGUAUACCCAUCAUAACUCCAAUAUCUAUUCACCAACCAGCACUCCUACAGGUGGGGCCCAACGGGCCGCUGCAAAAAGUUGAUGCCAAUAUUGACACAGAGCAGAUUUGUAGACUUAUUGAGGCUUUGGGAAAUGUGCAGAAAGUAAACCAAGUUGUAAUAUUGGGGCAGGUGCCCCCUAAUGCCCCCCCGCUGGAAGUGCAGCAGGUCUCACAACUGGCUGAAACGACACAUUUGAAUCCCCACCCACCAACGAUGGACUUUAUGGGACUCAAAGGAACUGAAUCUAAGAUGGUUGGAUUGGACAUUUAUAACAACCCCACGGAUUCAAUGGAGCAAACGAUUAUACUUGAACCUAUUACUCCAGAAGGGCAAUUAGAAAACCCCUCUUUCGCAGAACUGGGAUCCCACAUAGCAGCGGGUGAAAAUACAGAGCUAACACUGGUUCAGACUGAACAUACAGAGAGAGCUGAGGGAGAGGUGACUCAUCAGAUCAUUCAACAGUCCAAUAUUGUCGAAAUUCAGUCUGAUCCUAUGAAUCAAAUUAUUUGUCAGAACGAGGUAGAGCAAGACCUCGAGCAAACCGUCAUAUUAGAACUCAUACCAACUGUGGACCUGGAACAAUGCCAAACUGUGACAUAUGAAGACAUCUCGCCGGCCUGCCUCGUUCCAACUACUGACUUGGAGAAGACUUCUGAUCACUCUGCAUUAGAUGAGCAGAUCAGCCUGUCCACUCCAUUACUUAUGAAUACAGUUGAGCUGCAGUUGGCCCCUCUAGGCACCGAGCAUCAGGGCCUUCCUUCUUACCCUUUGUAUCCACCAGACACACUCACACAAACUAUCAGUGAAUCAGAAACUAAUCUCAAAGAACAGACUGAUUCACAGAUGAAAACUGUAAGUCUAGAUCAGGGCCAACCUGUAGGGGAUGGAGAUGCACCACACGAGCCAGAAGAAAAGCCUGGACCGUCUGAACAAGAUUCAUCUGUGAAAUUACUGGCAGACAGCAAGGAGAGUCAGGAGCAGGUGGAGAACAAGUCUGAAGUAGAGGAUCCAACCGCUAAAGACGAGGUUCCACCGAAGAUGAAGCCGGUGUCGGAGUUACCGGUAAAUGUAAUGUCAGCUCAAGAACUGGUUAAAGUGCGGAAAAGAAAGCCGACCAGGGCGUUUAUCUUUCAAGGAUGUAGGCAAGAACUGGUCGGAUGUAUAAGUCAGGAGGAUUUCCAAAUAGAUCCCUCACCUACCAAACGGCGAAAAACCAAAAAGUCUCGCCUUGUUGUUAAAUUUGGUCCACAAACCAAAGAGAAAACAAACAAACGGAAGAAGCCAUCACAGCAGAGUCCGCAAACACGGCAGGAGGGAAAAAGAGGGAAAACACCGCCAAGAAAUCUCUCAGAGAAAAAGGGAGUGUCACCGAAGAAGGGCGGAAAGGGGAAAGCGGAGAAGAAAAUUGAACAUUCGGUAUCUCCUUCUGAAACAAAAUCACCAUCUUCAACCCAGAACCCGCAACAAUAUCAAAGGGGAUAAAAUGAAAAAGCAAAAAGAAGUGGCCAAAGAAGGGGUUAUGCUCAUAAGUGAGAAGAAAACUGUUACUUUACCUGUAUUUAAAAAGAAAAAAACAACAAAAAGAAUUCAUAAAGAUGAGCCGGAGAAAGCAAAGAAUGGAAAGCUGAAGAAAAAACAGGCUGAACCCGAAAAAGUGAAGACCACUGCGAGCACAGCUGCAGCAGACAUCCCUUCACCACAGAUAAAGGAAGACGUUCUACUUCUACUGAAAGGUCACAAACAGCCUCAACUGAAAGUUUACAAGUUAGACCCUUCCAAAGCAUCAGGCCAGACACAGGCUUCCCCUCAUGAUCCCCAAACUAUUCCCCAAGAGAGU
This is a messenger RNA of Gasterosteus aculeatus aculeatus (three-spined stickleback), 3167 nucleotides long. NCBI's taxonomy places the organism in Eukaryota, Metazoa, Chordata, Actinopteri, Perciformes, Gasterosteidae. The record is from RefSeq and is a predicted model, not a curated record.